AUGCCCCAUAGCUCUGACAGCAGUGACUCCAGCAGCUUCAGCCAGUCAUCUUCAUCCUCAUCCAGCAAACAGGAGUCUUCUGAUGACAUGAGAAAAGUACAAAGACGGGAAAAGAAUCGCAUUGCAGCCCAGAAAAGCCGGCAGAGACAGACACAGAAAGCAGAUACUCUCCACUUGGAGAGUGAAGACCUGGAGAGGCAGAAUGCUGCUUUGCGCCGGGAGAUCAAACAGCUGACAGAAGAAAUGAAACACUUCUCCACAGUGCUGAAUUCCCAUGAGACUCACUGCUCCGUCCUCCAUACGCAGCCGCCAGCACCCUCUGAAGUGCUUUAUGCCCCGGUCCCCUUCCCCCCGACCCACAUCAGCUCCCCAAUUUUCCAGCACUGAGACCAACCACUAGGACUGGGAAAAGCUUGCAGACUCCACACCAAGGCAGAAAUGCGAAGCCUCACACACUUCACAGUUAUGGACAGAUUGGAUUAUCCCCAUUCAUUGUUGACAGACGCUGUCCUGAAGGAGGAGUAAAAACGACUAGGAUUUGGUUCUCGCACAGGAACAGGGACACAGCAGAGCUACC
Molecule: messenger RNA, 577 nt
Organism: Elgaria multicarinata webbii
Lineage: Eukaryota; Metazoa; Chordata; Lepidosauria; Squamata; Anguidae
Gene: BATF
Product: basic leucine zipper ATF-like transcription factor
Exons: 3
Coding region: 1-387 (128 amino acids)
Biological process (GO): regulation of transcription by RNA polymerase II
Cellular component (GO): nucleus
Molecular function (GO): RNA polymerase II cis-regulatory region sequence-specific DNA binding; DNA-binding transcription factor activity, RNA polymerase II-specific
Source: RefSeq, a predicted model, not a curated record